Messenger RNA from Colletotrichum costaricense, 144 nucleotides. RefSeq lists its product as uncharacterized. The record is from RefSeq and is a predicted model, not a curated record. The coding region runs from base 1 to 144 and encodes 47 amino acids. Lineage: Eukaryota; Fungi; Ascomycota; Sordariomycetes; Glomerellales; Glomerellaceae. The transcript is spliced from 2 exons.
AUGGAAGCCUGCGCAUUCGGCAUGUUCCAGAGAGUUGACGGAAAAGCACUGGUCGUUAUCCCUUCUCUGCCGCUGUCGGCCCUUGCCGUAAGGUCUCUUAUUUUCAUAUAUUGGACCUCGAAGGGCACUUUAGAACAGUUCUAG